AUUUUCGUUGAUUGUUUACCUUUAAUUUAAUUUCUAAUUGUGAAUUCUAAACCCUAAUUAUAAUCUUUUAAUUAUCCUUUUUAACAAUCAAUUGAUUUGGUAAUUAAUGGUAACCCAAUGUGACCAGAAAAUCAACAAUUCAAAUCAAUUUGAAUCCUGAUCGGUUCACCUUAACAAAUUGUAAUUGUAUUUCUAUUAAUUAAUUUUGUGUCUUUUUUUAGAUUCAUUUAGAUUCCUUAAUUGUGUUCAUUCCCAUGAAAGGUCAACUCUUUCCUGUAUUUCCAAAAAUUGAUAUUCACCUACAAUGAUGGUCCAUCAAUCUUGACUUUCUAAUUUAAAAUUGACUUGAGAAAUCUAUGGUUACAGUUUUGUUUUUGUUUUCCUCUUUGGCUUUUCCUAUUGUUGUUAAGCUUAAUUGGAUCUUAUUAAUAUCAUGUUGCAUCAAAUUGGUUUGAUUGGAUUGACAGUUAACUUUGAAAGUAAAAGGAAACAUAGUUAUAGAUGAAAAGUGAUUGUGAUGGUGUUUUCAUUUAUCUUUUUGGCUUAUCGAUUGAUUUAUUUUUCCAAGUGAAUUAAAUUUAAUUGGCAUCAGGGUUAAUAAUAAUAAUAAUAAUCAAUCCAGUGACUGAUUGCUGAAGACGAAAAAAAAAUCUAACUCUUCUCAGGAAAAUGUGAAUGAAUCCAUAAGAAUCAAACAAUCAACCGAUGAAUCUAAACUUUUAUCACCUCAAGUUGGUUAACAAUUACAAGGGUGAAAUUGAUCAAUUUUGAAAAGCAAAAUGGAACCAAAAAUCAAGACAAGAUGAUGAUCACAUCUCAUCAACAUGUGAUUGCAAAUGAAUUGAGAGAGAAAAAGAAAACACCAUAAUUAAAGAUAAUGGACACAACGAGAACAUUUUAUCCAUCAGAAUCCCGGAGUUCCAAGAGCAACAGAACUUUUCAAAUAUUAGUAUUAAUAAUACGAAUUAUCUUGGUUAACAUUAACUUGAUCAUAAAUCCAAUGAAUUAGAGAUAAUCCAGAAUCGGAGGAAAUUUUCACAGGUCAAAGGCACAAGAGUUGUAGCAAUGGCAGUUACUUAAUGAAUCUGGACGAGUUUCUCAUUGAGAAUGGAGUUGAUUACAAUUACAUGAAUAUCAUUAAAGAGGAGCAAAAAAUUAACAUUGAAUUCAGCUCUUUGGAUAUUGCCUUGGCCACUCUACCUGGAAGCGAAGCAAGUUUUGACCCUUCCAAUGCUCGAUUCAGUGAAAAUGAACUUCGUCCUCAACCAAUAAUGAGAAAAUCACGUAAACAGCAUGUACCUGAUACAUUGAAAGAUGCUCGAUAUUGGGCUCGUCGAAGUAAGAAUAAUAUGGCUGCUAAAAGAUCUAGAGAGGCUCGUCGACUGAAAGAGAAUCAGAUUGUCCUUCGAGCGAGUUACCUGGAGAAAGAGAAUGAAUCUCUUCGAUUAUCUUUACAAAAUCUUCGAGAUGAAAAUGAAAGACUCAAGAAAUUGCUCGAUUCUGAAUGAGAAUAAUUUUCAUUACUAUCAGCUAUCUGUUCGGACAAUAGCUCACCCAAACGUAAAAAGAUUUGGAACUUUCUUCUCUACCCAAUGAGCUCUUCUACUACAACUAAACUUUACUCUUUCAGAUUCAAGACAAAAUGAACAAUCAAUUGGCUAACAAUUGAAAACAUUUCCAGCACAAAUUGAAUAUUGAUUUGAUACUAAACGAACUAGAAAACGCAUUCUCAAUCUCGAACUUAUAAAAAUAAAUAAACUGUUCACCUUAAUGUUCAAAUCUUUGUAUUAGUUUCACGAGUUAAUCACAAUCUUUGUAAAACCUUAUAAUUUAACUAAUCGAUCAAAAAUUAAAGUAAAUUGAUUGAAACUUCGUUUGAUUCG
Molecule: messenger RNA, 1883 nt
Organism: Panonychus citri (citrus red mite)
Lineage: Eukaryota; Metazoa; Arthropoda; Arachnida; Trombidiformes; Tetranychidae
Product: hepatic leukemia factor-like
Exons: 4
Coding region: 1080-1508 (142 amino acids)
Biological process (GO): regulation of transcription by RNA polymerase II
Cellular component (GO): nucleus
Molecular function (GO): RNA polymerase II cis-regulatory region sequence-specific DNA binding; DNA-binding transcription factor activity, RNA polymerase II-specific
Source: RefSeq, a predicted model, not a curated record